Messenger RNA from Geodia barretti, 2395 nucleotides. NCBI's taxonomy places the organism in Eukaryota, Metazoa, Porifera, Demospongiae, Tetractinellida, Geodiidae. The record is from the annotation of a GenBank genome assembly.
CCUACCGCGACUAGCGGAGGAAGUGGUGGCAAAAUAUUUCCCUCACUCACAUUCUACCCAAGUGAGUAAUCCGCCCCUACCUACUGACUCAUGCCAAACUCAUGUAGAAUCGCAGCAAGAACACCAACAGCAGUUCAUACCAACAUCGCCUGAAUCCAGUUCGGUGACUCCUAGAUACGUGAAGGCAAAGAUCAAACAGUUUGAAAAGAGGUUUAACAAGUUGAAAUGGGCCACUAGAGACAGUCUCAAACAAUCCAACAUCCCUGUCAAGAAAAUAGUUGACGCACUAGCAGAUCUACCAGCAGACGAUAUACCUGAACACAAACAGUUCUUAGACAGUUUUCUAAGUGUGCUCUACCAAGCUGCUGACCAAGUCGAGCUUUUUGGGACUUUAAACACCCAUCUGAACUAUCUCUCGUAUGACCUGUUGGAUCAUCUGGCAAAUGAGUUUGAUCUGGGAAUCAAAAGUGAUAUGGGGAAGUACAAAGAAGAUAUACAGAAGUUCAGAGAAAAAACACCACUGAAGUUGUUUUGUGAAACACAGAAAAAGCGCUACGUCAAGCUUUCAUCAGAAUUCCGAGAAGUGGUUGCAGUCUUCAAUUGGCCCAAUGAUGUGACACUAGAAGUAGUUGAACAGUUUCGACAAGAGUACGCCUGUCACUACAAGCUGCGAGAGUGUGCCAUGAUGGUGGCUGAAAUACGUCCCUGCUCCUUCAUCGUCACCUGGUAUGUCCCUGAAUCUGUUGUUGAGAAACUGAAAUCAAACGUUCCGGAAGAGAUUCUCAUGAAAUAUUCUGCUACUAAACUGGAGAUUGAUGGCUGCUCUGUUUUUCACUUACACAAGCGUAAGGUAUGCAUUAUUCAAACAACCACUCAAUACUACUCUUGAAAAUUGCAGCUAAAAUUGUUGGUCUUUCCAUAGUUGGUCACUGAGUCCAAGAUCAAGGACAGUCAUCCAGUUGCUUUGAGCCCAGUUGAAAAAAAUUUACCACCACGAAGGAAGAAGAUGAAGUACGACGCAGAAGAACCCCCAGCUGACUUCAUAUGUCCAGUGACAUACAAGUUGUUGCUCCAGCCUCACCUCACAUUAUGCUGUGGCGCCCACAUUUCACCAGAAGCUGCCACCACAAUCCAGAGGGACGGAAUGCCAUGUCCGCUGUGUAAAACUUCAGGUUGGAGCACUGUACUGAACAAACACUUCCAGCGUCAAGUAAAAGAAAGGUUUACACAACAAGAGCAUACAAUAUUUAGUUCACUAUUGCAACCUACGGCAGAAAUAGAAUAUCCAUUUCCCGAGCAUCCAUCACGCAACUUCUUCUGCCCAGUGGACGGUAGUCUGCUGGUUCAGCCUCGCCUCACGUCAUGCUGUGGGCAACACCUCUCACCUGAAGCUGCUACCAGGAUACAGGGAGAGGGAGGGGCAUGUCCACUGUGCGGUGAGCAAUGUUGGAACACUGUACUCAACAAACACUUUCAGAGUCAAGUGAAGAAACUUAGCGUGCUCUGCUACCACAAAGACAAGGGGUGCGGUUGGCAGGGACAGCUAUCAGCAUUACACCGUCAUGAUCAGUCAUGCCUGUGGAGAGAAGUUGAAAAAGUGACAAAUCAAUUGGACUUCUUAGAGUACCUUGAAAAAGAUGCUAAUUUUGAGGACGAACAUUCAGAGGGCGUUCCUGAAUACUUUUCUGAACCUGGAGAUGAAGUAGAAUUAGGCAACUUUUCAAAACAGGACGUUACGAUGGCUAUUCAGCUGAUCUCCUUAGAAGAGACAAGAGCUCUAUUCUACCAGCUUGGUGUGCCACGAAAAACCCUUGAUGCCAUCACGGCAAACUACAGCUGCGACUGUUGCAAAGAACAGUUUGCUCGGGCUUGGCUUGACUGUGAUGCAGAUGCAAGCUGGGACAAACUUUUCGCAGGAUUGCAGUUUGUGUCUGCCGACAUGCCUGCAUUAGCCAUGCCACCACUAGGCCAGUCUUCCACACCAGAAUCCUCACUCAAUACUUCCAUUUCUCUCGACGACAGGGUGUCACAAGUUAAAUCCACGAUAGAAAAUCUAGAAGAAGAAUUCAGCAACCUAAUGUCUAAAUCACUUCUGCUACUGUGCGAAAGAGAGAGAGAGGAUGGAAAAUUCUUCAAAGAGUUCCAGGAAUACCUGGAGAGUUUAGGGGACAUUAACCUCUUGUAUAGAAAAGAAAAUGAAGCCGUCAGAAACAUUUCAGAACAGUUUUCAGUACUCCGCCGACACUGCAGCUACUCAAAUUUUGAGAUAAUCUUCAAAAUUGUCGACAAGUAUUGUCCUGAACUGAAGGAUAGAAUGCUGAGUUACCGCGAUUCUCUGCUUAGCUUUGAAAAGACCACAACAGUUGAUGUCUAUCUGUGCGCCAUUUCAGCCCAU